Molecule: messenger RNA, 894 nt
Organism: Ambispora leptoticha
Lineage: Eukaryota; Fungi; Glomeromycota; Glomeromycetes; Archaeosporales; Ambisporaceae
Source: the annotation of a GenBank genome assembly
AUGAAUAAGUGGCGAGUAGGAAUACAGAAAGCUACCAUUCAAGCAGUACUCAAUUGUCAAUACACCUUUUCAUCUGACGAAGAUAGUAAAGUUGUACAUCUUGACCGAAACAGCGUUGACGCCGAACUUCUCAAAGUAAAACUUUAUCGUGAUGCGUCAAUUUUACGACGAGAGGUUGUCAAGGAAAAGCAAGAAACGCCUGUUAUAAGAGUAAUUGACGGGGAUUGCCUGGUUGAGGCAAUAUCUUUGAAAAAGCAAGGGUUCAACCCGUUGGUAUUGAACAUGGCUAGUUCAACUAAUCCAGGUGGAGGAUAUAAGUCGGGCGCUGGGGCUCAAGAAGAGAAUUUAUUUCGUCGAACAAAUCUUUUUCAAUACCAUGAACCGAAACGCGAUGAAUGGUAUCCAAUACCGGAAUAUGGAGGGAUAUAUUGUCCAAAUGCGAGUGUUAUACGUGCUAGUGAGCAAGAAGCAUAUGAAUGGUUGGAAGUUCCGGAAACCAUGUCAUUUGUGGCUGUAGCUGCCAUAAAAAAGCCUAAAACAGUAAGGAACGCUAAGGGAGACCUAACGUUAACGGAAGAGGGCAAAGCAAAGACACGGAAGAAGAUCAGAACCAUACUUAAUAUUGGAUUGGAUAAUGGUCAUGAUGCGAUUGUCUUGAGUGCAUUUGGAUGUGGAGCAUUCUCAAAUCCUCCAAAAGCGAUGGCACAACUCUUCUAUGAAGUUCUGUCUAAUGAAUACGCGGGUGGUGAUGAAAAUUUGCCGAAAACUUUUCGACAUAUUUCUUUCGCAAUUUUCGAUGAUAAAAAUGCCAAUAGAAAACAUAAUCCCGAAGGUAAUCUUUUUCCGUUCGAACAAAGAUUUGCUAAUGGAUUAGCAAUUGGUGACAAUUAUUGA